Molecule: messenger RNA, 750 nt
Organism: Lycium ferocissimum
Lineage: Eukaryota; Viridiplantae; Streptophyta; Magnoliopsida; Solanales; Solanaceae
Product: protein FANTASTIC FOUR 4-like
Exons: 1
Coding region: 1-750 (249 amino acids)
Source: RefSeq, a predicted model, not a curated record
AUGGCUUCCGAAAAAGCGGAAGCCGAAGCCGAAGCAGAAUCAGAACAGAAUGAAGAAGUUGGUGUUCAUUUCAAUGAGGUGCAAAGCCCGAAAGGCAAUGCUGAUAACAACAUUGGUGGCUGGAGUUUCAUACAAGAUCUUUCUAACCCGAAAAAAGAUUACGUCGAAAAAGAAUUGUAUAUUCACCCUUUGGUGAAGCGCUCGUCGAACACCCUUAGCACCAAAAGCUUGGAGAUGUGUACCGAGAGCUUAGGGAGCGAAACGGGCAGUGGCACUAACGAGGCUAGCAUUGAGGAACACUCGUUUUUCUUAUCAGAAACUGAGAAUUUUUCUCAUCUAGCUCGACGAUCAAAAGAAAUCGUGAAAAAACAUAACCGGAUUGCUACUUUUCCUCCUCCUCUGACUUCAAUUAGUCGAACAAAUGGUGUUCAAGUGAGGCCUCAUCGCGAAGGUGGUCGUUUAAUCUUGAAAGCCACAAUCAUAAGUGCCCGAAAGUCUUACUUCAAAACAAAACGCGUCAACGGGAGGCUUAGGCUUUCUUUGUUGAAUAAUACUGAAAUUGAAACUGAAACUGAAGCUGAAGCACAAGACAAUGAACAUGAAAAUGUUGAUGAAAGUGAUGAUGGUAGUAGAAACUUAGUAAGUGAAAAUGGGGUUGGAGAGUAUAUAAGACCAAGCAAGUGUAAGGAAAAUGGGAGUAGGAUCAAAGGGAUUCCAAACUGGGAGCCUUUUUGGGCGGCCAUUUCCUAA